Molecule: messenger RNA, 3449 nt
Organism: Lactuca saligna
Lineage: Eukaryota; Viridiplantae; Streptophyta; Magnoliopsida; Asterales; Asteraceae
Source: the annotation of a GenBank genome assembly
AUGUAUCAAAGCGGCCUUGGGGUUUUCGGGUGUGGCCUUGGUGGUGUCGGAGGUGGAGCAGGACUUAGUUUUGGGAGGCUCGAAGAUGAAGAUGAAAGCACCAAAUUGAUAGAGACCUGUUACAAGGAAGAAGAAGAAGCAACACAGUAUGAGGCCGAAUUCAUAAUCGACAUCGUCAAUGUUAUAAGAAAAAAACUGGACUACAAGGCCCUAUACAUUGAGGACAAACUAGUGGGAAUAAGGGACAAUGUUGCUGCGAUUGAAUGCUGGUUACAAGAUCCAUCACCAAAUGCAGUCAUCCUUCUCAUUGAUUGGAUGGGAGGCAUAGGGAAAACAACCAUUGCCAAAUGCAUUUAUAACUCAAAUAUUUUUAAGUAUGAUGUCAGUUGCUUUCUCGCAAAUAUUAAUGACACAUCAAAUCAACCUGGUGGACUGCUUCGCUUGCAAAGUCAGCUUCUUUCCACAAUUCUAAAGACUAAAAGGGAAGAAACCAUAUGGAACGUGCAUGAAGGAACCAUUAAGAUUACAAAUGCCAUAUGCAACAAAGCUGUGCUUCUUGUCCUAGAUGAUGUUACAACAUUGCAACAGUUAGUAGCAUUACUAGGACCACAAAGCUUUUAUCCUGGAAGUAAAGUGAUCAUAACAACUAGGCACAAGUGGUUGUUAACUGCUUUCAAAGUUCAUCCUAAGGUUCAGUCUGUUCAAACGUUAUCUACCCAUGACUCUAUUGAGCUCUUCAGCUUAUAUGCGUUUAAUCGAGAUCAACCCAUUGAACCCUACACUGUCCAAUCAAAACUUUUUGUUCAUCAUUGCAUGGGUCAUCCUUUGGCUCUUAAAGUAUUGGGUUCUUCCUUACAUGGAAACACAAAAGACGUUUGGGAAGAUACAAUGCGCAAACUGCAAGUAGUUCCUAAUCCUGAGAUUCAGAAAGUUCUACAAAUAAGCUUUGAAACUUUAUCAGAUGACAAGGAUAAAGAUUUAUUCUUGCAUGUUGCUUGUUUCUUUGAGGGCGAGGAGAAAGAGUACAUUGUGAAACUAUUGGCCCAGUGUGAUCUAUACCCUGUGGUUGGGAUCAAGAAUCUGAUGGAUAGAUGUCUGCUAAAUGUUGAACAUGGGAGAGUAACGAUGCAUCAGUUAAUCAAGGAGAUGGGGCGAGAAGUUGUACGCCAGGAAUCACCAAAGGAUCCUGGGAAAAGAAGUAGAUUGUGGCAAGAUGAGGAUUGUUUUAAUGUGUUACGUGACAAUUCCGGUACAAAAAAAGUAGAAGGACUCAUGCUUGAUAUGCUAAAUAUGAAGGAUGCUAAAUCAACUUCAGCUAUAACGAUAAAUAAUCUAGGGAAACGUAGCUUUGAAGAAUAUCUUGGCAAAACAAGGUAUGGAAAUGAUGCAAUUCUCAAAAGUCGUGCACUGGAAAAGAUGAAGAAUCUAAUGCUACUGCAGCUAAACUAUGUAACUUUUUCCGGGACAUGCAAGAAGUUGCCCAAAAAAUUACGACUGUUGAGGUGGCAUGGAUGUUCUCUUGAAGCUAUACCAGGUGACACUUCUUUGGAGAAGUUGGUGAUUCUUGACAUGAGUGACAGCAACUUAAAGCGUGUUUGGGAUGGUUUCAAGUUCAUUGGAUCCCUACAAAUCCUUAAUCUUAGCUAUUCUAGUGAGCUAAUUGAAACCCCAGAUUUUGUUGGACUCCCCGGUCUGGAGAGAUUGAUACUAACAGGUUGUACUAGUUUAAUCAAGAUUGAUGAAUCGAUUGCAUACCUUAAAGAACUAGUCUUGUUAGAUCUAACCAAUUGUAGAAACAUAAGAGAUAUUCCAUGCUUACCUAGAUCCCUUGAAUCCCUUCAAAUGUCUGGUUGCCCAAACAUUGCAUUUCCCAGACAGGUUCGAUGCUUGGAAUUAAUUUCAUCAUUUUCUCUUUUGAAGAAUAUGGAUUUAUCAGAUUGCAAUCUCUUGGACGAUUCUUUCCCAAAUAACUGGAGUGGUUUGGUUUCACUUGUGUAUUUAAAUAUAGAUGGCAGCAAAGUAACUUCCUUACCAAAAUGUAUUCAAACCCUAUCUAAAAUCCGAACCCUUAGUGUUGAAUGCUGUUCAAAAAUCCAGUCAAUUCUAGGUGUCCCAGAAUCCGUCGAUACAUUGUAUAUCAGGAACAAUAUAUCCUUGAAAAAAGUACAGCCUGCACCAAAUUCGAGGACCUUAGUGUACCAUGAUAAAUGCGAAAAUUUGUGUGACAUGGUGGGUCGUUAUAAGCUUCAAUCAAUAGAGAAAGUUGAGAGGAAAAUUAUACGAUAUCUAGGCUUAGAGUUAAAUGCAGUUCAAGGAAUGGAGUUGGGUCUUGAGGUGUUACAUGAGUUUGGUAUAUUCAGCACAUUUGUUCCAGAAGAACAAAUCCCUUCCUCCUUCAUGUUUAACAAAAAGGGGCCAAAAUUUUCAUUUAAAGUUCCCUGGCAUCAUAAUAGUUUGAGAAUAAGUGGCUUCAAUAUGUGUGUUCUUCUUAAUCAAUUACCCAGUUUUCCGUAUAUGGAGAUUGAAUUACAUAAUGAGACUAAGGAUUUGGUGUGGAACUACAUUAAAGGAGAUCGGGAUGUGCCAAAGGGUGUCAAAAACAUUGCAUGGUUAAGCCUUUGGAGGUGUGGGAAUAUAUUGGAGGGUGGAGAUGAAAUUGUAAUAAGCAUUAACAAUGUGGCAGUAGAGGCAUGUUGUAUAAACUUAAUAUAUGAAGAUGAUGAACAACUUGAUGGGGAAGGAAGCAAGGCUCAUCGUGUCUUAGCACUUGAUCAAAUUUCAUGGAGUGAUAGAAUGCAUAAAGAUAUAUCAGAUUACGCUUAUAGUGGAAUGAGGCAUUCAUUCAAAAGUGAUAACUGGAGUUACUAGCAUACUUACAAGAAGACAAGACAGUUGGUGUAAUCCGCCAAAUUAAUCUUGAAUUGUUGACUAUCAAGUCUAAUGAUCAUUUGACUAUUAAAGGAAUGGUUUCUAACUUUCUAUGCUAUUUGUAUGGUUUAGGGUUAAUUCAUUUUUACAAAGUACUUUAUUUUUACCCAUAAAGAACAACCAACUUGCAUUUUUUUUUACGGAUUUAGGCGGUAUGUAAUGUGUUUGACAGGUCACCGGUCAAUUUUUCUUGCUGACUUGUAAAAGUUGCGUGUCGAUGUGUCAUUUUUUUUUUCAAUUACCUUAAAUAAUAUGUGGCAGUUAACAUUCAACAAAAACAAUACUCAAAUCUCAUAGGAAUGGGGUAAGAAAGAGGUAAGGACAUGGUCAUUACAGGUAAAAUUUAAAGUACACUGCAUUUUUUGUCUCAAACACAUCGGUGGCAACCUAUGUUGUUUUGUCAUAUCCUGUUUUGACUGAACUGAUCGCCAUUGUUAUUGCAGUUGUUGUCUUGGUUGGAUACUCCAUCAGACCAUCAAGUUCUGUUAUGAGGUUAAUAAAAAAAUUUGAGUAAAUUACAG